Messenger RNA from Leptopilina boulardi, 3289 nucleotides. RefSeq names its product oxysterol-binding protein-related protein 8 (gene Orp8). Gene Ontology annotation, cellular component: cytosol; membrane; intracellular membrane-bounded organelle. Gene Ontology annotation, molecular function: cholesterol binding. Lineage: Eukaryota; Metazoa; Arthropoda; Insecta; Hymenoptera; Figitidae. The record is from RefSeq and is a predicted model, not a curated record. The transcript has 18 exons. Bases 343 to 3075 code for a protein of 910 amino acids.
AAAAAAAAAAACCUGUUUGUGUCAGUGCGUCAUAUGUCAUUUUUUUAAAAAAAAAAAAAAACGUCAUCAUCGUUUAUAAUAAUCAAAAAUUAUUCAUUAUUUUAAUGUUUUCCCUCAUUUACUAGUAAUAAAAUAUAUAUCCUCUCUGCUUAAUAAAAUUUAAUCAGUGUAAUCAGUGAAAUUUUAUAUCGUAAAUUCUUAACCUCUCUCUCUCUUUCUAAUGUUCCGAAUUUGUUAAAUGCAUAUUAUAUUUAUAAACAAAAAAAAAGUCACGUGUUUUGUGCCAAAUUAUCUCCAAAAACAAGUUUCAACAAUAUUUCUUCAAUCUACAAUAAAGGAAAAAUGAAUUCGACACCAAUUAUGGUUCCUGGUGGUGAUCGUCGAUCUCAUUCGGAUUUACAUUCAUCAUCUUCUGUUGGAACAUCCACGGAAGCAUUUAAAACAAUAACCCCACCGAAUGUUACACGAUCACUAAGCAGUGCACCAGCAGAUGAUCGACACUUUAGAAGAAGUAGCGUUCAAGUUCAUCCCACGUCGUUAUCAAAACUUCCAUCAUCCGAAUCACUUGCCGCAACAAUGCAUGUCACAGAAGGUCCACCUUUAUCUCCAGGACUCUCCGCCACUGGGGAAAGUAUAAAAACUGAUAACACGUCCGAGAAGUCGGGCGAGACAUGUAAAUUAACGAGAAAAGAAUCUUACAAGGCGCAGAGGAAAAAUUAUCGAAUAGAAAAGAAACGAGUGGCAAAUGAACUUUUAAGUUCAUUAAAAGAUCCAACAGUUGUUGUUAUGAGCGAUUGGUUAAAAAUUCGAGGAACAUUAAAAAGUUGGACAAAAUUGUGGUGUAUUCUUAAACCUGGAUUGUUACUUCUAUACAAGAGUCCAAAAGUAAAAAGUAGUCAUUGGGUUGGAACGAUAUUGUUGAAUACGUGUCAAGUGAUAGAACGACCCAGUAAGAAGGAUGGAUUUUGUUUUAAAUUAUUUCAUCCAUUGGAACAAUCGAUUUGGACACCACGAGGACCUCAGAAUGAAGCCAUCGGCGCUGUUGUGCAACCUUUGCCAACUUCGUAUUUAAUAUUCAGAGCUCCAUCGCAAGCUGCCGGUAAAUGCUGGCUUGACGCUCUUGAAUUGUCACUUCGUUGUUCAUCUUUGAUUGUGCGAUCAACGAGUGCAAUUCCACGUUCGCCUCAACAUGAUUCGACAACCACCCACGAGACCCAAUGGAGUGAAGCGGAUUACGAGAAACAUUUCAAUGAGCACGAGUACGCGACCCGUCAAGUAGUAACGCUAGAUCCUGUAUACACCUCGCACACAGACCUGGACGAUAUCAGCCAACCGGAAAAUGGUGUUGUUGCCGAUGUUGAAAUUAGUGCAACUGAAAGUGAAUCCGAUGCAUCUGGCAAAGAUGAAGAGGAACAACAAAUUAAUGAAACGCCCUAUGUUUCUAAUGAAAAUGAAGUUCUUGGAUCUGCUGGAGAAGUUGUUGCCGAAUUGCAAGAUGAACAAAAAUCUCUAAUUUGGUUUUUAAUGAAACAAGUACGACCUGGAAUGGAUUUGUCAAAAGUUGUUCUUCCAACAUUUAUUCUUGAACCACGUUCAUUUUUGGAAAAACUCGCGGAUUCUUAUUAUCAUGCCGAUAUUUUAUCGCAAGCUGUUCUCGAAGACGACGCUUUUACUCGUAUGAAAUUAGUAGUCAAAUGGUAUUUGUCUGGUUUUUAUAAAAAACCACAAGGUUUAAAGAAACCAUAUAAUCCACUUCUUGGCGAAACAUUUCGCUGCUAUUGGCAACAUCCAAAUGGCUCUCGUACUUUUUAUUUAGCCGAACAGUUAUCACAUCAUCCUCCAAUUUCUGGUUUUUACGUGACUAACCGACAAGAUGGAUUUACAAUCAGCGCAUCAAUUAUAGCAAAAUCGAAAUUUUACGGAAAUUCAACGUCGGCUGUACUGGAUGGAACAGCAAUUUUAACAAUGUUACCGCGAGGUGAAGAUUAUACAAUGACAAUUCCUUAUGCACAUUGUAAAGGAAUUCUUAUGGGUACAUUGUCAAUGGAACUCGGUGGGAAAAUUAAUAUUGUUUGUGAAAAAACUGGCUAUCACACGGAAUUGGAAUUUAAAUUAAAGCCAUUUUUGGGAGGUGCCGAUCAAUUGAAUCAAGUUGUUGGAAGAAUACGACUUGGCAAGGAGACUCUUGCCAAUUUUUCCGGUUAUUGGGACGGACAAAUCACAAUCACCGAUAAAAGAUCGGGGCAAGAGAGUUCAUUUUUCAAUCCAACGCCAGAAGUUCGAUGGAAUCGAUUAAAGAAAUUUACGGUUCCUUUGGAAAAUCAAGGUCAAUGGGAAAGUGAAAAAUUAUGGUUAGCCGUUACGCACGCUAUCAAUAAUGAUGAUCAAGUGGCAGCGACGGAAGCUAAAACACAGCUGGAGGAAGCCCAAAGAGAACGCGCGAAAGAAAGAAAAGCAAAAUGCGAAGAUUGGAUUCCCAAAUAUUUUGUGCAGGAUAUAAUUACGGGACAUUGGGUUUAUCGUAAUGCCGACACUCGUCCUUGGGAUCCUAGAAAUGAUGUAGUGCAAUAUGAACAGGAUUAUAUAAUUCGCACAAAAACUAGACACAAGACACCAAUUAUGCGUACCGGUAGCAUUGUCUCGAUUGAUCCACAAACACAGAUGCCUUUGCUUCAGGCCGAAUCUCGUUCAUCUCUCUCCGUCCUGAAAUCGUCGAAACGUCAGCUCUCUAGCAAUAUUCCUAUCACGGAAACGGUACAUGAUUCUGGAAGUUCGUCGGCGGAAGUUCAUUCCGAUUCAAGUCAAUCUGUGGGAAAACGAAGACGAUCUGCAAUUAGACUCGCGGGCAUGGUGAAGGGAAUGGAGGAUCGAUUAACGGAGCACAGUGAGAAACUAAACCAAAUUCAACGAUUAAUCGAACAGAUUGCAAUAAGACAAAGGGGAUUAAGAGACAACCAGAAUAAUGUUAAUAUGUUGAAAAAUUUUAUAGAUACAUUUAUUGUUAUUGUCGUCGUCUUCUUUGUACAAUAUAUUAUAAAGGUCUGGAAUGGAUCUGCUGAAACCAAAGGAAUGUGAUCUGCUUAAAAAAAAUAGUGAAACUCGUAUAUAAAAAUAAAUAUAGGUAAAAAAAUAAAUUCUAAAAAUUCUGAUUACUCAGAAUUUGUGUCAACCAUCGAAAAAAAAAAAUUAGAUUUUUUGAUGAAAAAUCGUAAAAGAAAAAAAAAACAUUUGCUUGCCGUACCAGAUAGUCAAAAAACAAAAAAUUAAUAAUUAAGUGCAGAAGUGACAA